Rotaria socialis is the source of this 1149-nucleotide messenger RNA. NCBI's taxonomy places the organism in Eukaryota, Metazoa, Rotifera, Eurotatoria, Philodinida, Philodinidae. The record is from the annotation of a GenBank genome assembly.
AUGAAUUUGGAUUAUACACCAGAUAUGUUUAACCAAGCACUGAUUAUUAUUGAAAGUAAAGUUUUAGAGAUGGGUGGCAAAGAACUUGAGAAAUUAGAGCUCCCAACUUCUCAACGAAAUUCGGGUGAUCGAUUAAACAGUGAAAUGCUCAGAGAAACAAGUUAUGAUGUGAAAGAGUUGGAUGCUUAUAUAACAGCAAAUGAGCCACUGUUGGUGCCGGAUCAGAGAGCUGCAUACAAUGCGAUUUUGACUCAGAUCGAGAGGAAAACUAGUGGAACAAUCUUUCUUGAUGCACCUGAUGGAACAGGGAAGACAUUUGUCAUUAAUUUGCUAUUGGCUAAAAUCCGGCAUCAGUCAAAGAUUACGAUUACGGUCGCCUCUUCCGGUAUCGCUGCUACGCUGGUGCACGGUGGUCGUACUGCGCACUCGACAUUAAAGCUACCUCUUAAGGUUUUGGAAAAUCAAACUCAUCUCUGUAGUAUUACCAAAGGAACUGGCGAAGCAAAGGUUCUGCAAGAAUGUGAACUUGUUGUAUGGGAUGAGUGCACAAUGGCUCAUAGGUAUGCAUUAGAAGCUUUGAACCAUACUUUACAAGAUCUUCGUAACAAUGGAAAGAAUAUGGGUGGAGUAGUUGUACUUAUUGCUGGCGAUUUUAGGCAAACAUUACCAGUUAUUCCAAAGGGUGCCAUGCCUGAUGAGCUUAAGACUUGCUUGAAAUCUUCGUAUCUUUGGAGACAUGUUGCAUCAUUAACAGGGGCGCAAGAUCACAAAUGGUUAUGUGAACGUGCUGUUCUGGCUCCGAAAAACGUCAACGUAAAUGCCAUCAAUCUACAAAUUCAGCAACAGCUUCCUGGCGAAGUUAUAUCUUACAAAUCAGUUGAUACAGUUAAAAAUAUCGACAUGGUAGUUCAGUAUCCAACUGAAUUUCUCAAUUCACUUGAACCUUCUGGAAUGCCACCACAUAACUUGCAUCUGAAAAUUGGAUCAUCUAUUAUGCUCCUAAGAAAUCUGGAUGCACCAAGAUUAUGUAAUGGUGCAAGGCUAUGUGUCAAAACUCUAGUGCCUCAUGUAAUCAAAACAACGAUUAUGACAGGUUGUGCAAAAGGUGAAGAUGUAUUCAUACCAAAAAUACCUUUUGCUCCCUUCUGA